AUGAGUGAUUAUAGCUCGGAUGACGACGAUCGCCGAGUGGACUCGUGGCGGAAAACAAAGGGCCGUAGAGCGAAGCGACAAAGCAAUUUCCUUGAGACCGUCUUGGAUUCGUCAAUCGCGAGCAGCAUGGAAAAGCCGCUAUUCAAGGCCAUUCGAAUGUGGAUCGACAGCAACACAGGCCUAGACUUGAAGUUUCUGGUCUGGGCCAUUGCUUUAUGCGUUCCCACCCACAAAUAUGGCAGCGCAACAUGCAAAUGGUUGAGCUCGAAUCUCACAAAUUCUGUCGAGCUCGACUAUGAGGAUGCGCUUGUCACUGACCUUUUGAUAUGGAUCAGCAAGCAGCCUUCCAAUCAGCUGUUUGCCUGGCUUCCUAGUUUUGAACACCUGGAAUGGAAAGAUUUGUCAAACGAGACAAAAACAGCCGAUACUGGUGAGAGUAAUAGCUACCAGCUCAUCGCUUCUGCAGGCUACACUCCUUUCUUCCAUGGAGAGGAUUACUAUUGGCAAAAUGGAACACCAUACCGGAUAGGUUACAUGUUUUAUGGGCCAGCCGGUACUGGUAAGACGAGUUUGUCUACGGCGAUUGCGAGCCACUACAAUCUUCCACUUUGUGUCAUCGAUUUAGCUGGCAUGGACGACAAGAUCCUGCAAGACAAAGUCAAAAGCUUGCCACCCCGUUGUGUCAUCUUGGUUGAAGACAUUGAUGCUGCAGGUAUUGUACGUGAGCGCACAAUGGUGCCGAAGACUGACGCUAGUGACGAAGGAGAUGAAACGAGCUCGGAAUCGGAAUCGGAAUCUUCUGACACUUGGGACACGAAGCCUAGUAAGGAAAAAGUGAAGAAGAUGGAUUCAAAGAAGAUGAAUCCGUCGCUUUCCCAACCCUCAAGGACAGAGGUCACUCUGAGCGGUCUUCUCAAUACGUUAGAUGGACCCGGAUCACGGGAAGGCCAUAUCGUCAUCUUGACAACGAACGCUCCUGAUUCUUUGGAUGAAGCCUUAUAUCGCCCUGGUCGUAUAGAUACCCAAGUGUAUCUCGGCUUCGCAGAUCAGGUCACCGCUGGUAUAACCUUCACACGCAUCUUUGGCAGCGACAAACAAGUUAAAGAGUCGCAGAAAGCAGUCAGAAAGCUGGGCGGAGAAUUCGGGCGGUUGGUACCAUCUGAUUUCUUUACUCCUGCAGAGAUUCAAAAGUUCUGUAUGAACAGGCGUGGUCAGCCACAAAAGGCAGUCGACGAGUUUCCUGGAUACAUCGACGAGAAGCGAACAAGAAAGACCAAGUUCCAAUAUGACAUCCAUCGACGCGCACCGAAACCCACGUUUCAUAAGGAAGAGGUGAUGAAUGACGAUGACAGCAGCGAUGAAGUUGAAUAUACCCCGAGGGAUUCCGAGGAGUCUUUCGAAGGUGCACACACUACCUUCCCAGAAUUGUCUUGCAUAUCAUCAACAGAGACUUCUGUGAAGCGACCUGCGAAAGAGCAGCUGUUUGUCGCGCAUGGAUACGAGCAUGAUGACGACGCUUUGGCAUAUGGCGACUACUAUCCGCACAGACAAUGGGUAUGGGAAGAUCGUUUGGCUAAGGAUGUCGUUGAUACGUAUCAAGGACUCAUAGAUAUGCUCACCUUUCCCUCGGUAGUGCCAUUUCGGCACCAGAGCACACCCUAUAAGGAAUGCAGGUUACAGGACUGGGCAGUUCCUGCAUUGAGCAUGGGGAAAGGCCAGCAUAUGUCCCUGUCUGGUACUUAUUGCGAGACGGAUAGUAUCGAGCCUUGGGUACUUUGCAAGCCUGACAUUCGGCCAUGGAGGUUGUUGCGCGAGCACCACAAUCUACGACCAAAUGAUAUCGAAGAAAUGCACUUGCCGAAUCUUGACUCUUGUACGGCCGUACGGCCGUCGCUUCCUCAAUCCCACCCAGGUUCAACAUCUCUCGAUGAGUCUCGGUCAACUUUGCCGUCUCCGACAGAAUCCACAGAAGCAUCUUCAUACUACACGCCUUUGUCCGUUGGCGAACAGAGCGAGCAGACUUUUCAGCGCCACCGCCGCCCCAGUCACCCAGACGUCGCUGGCCGCCGCAAUGUCUAUCCUUAUCACGGGCCUUUACCACGCACCGCUGAGGAAGAUUCUUGGGUAGAUGAGGCAUCGCCCAAGUCUGCUACAGUUUUGCUUCGCAAUGUAGAUCCGCAGCCAUUGAAAGGUUCCGAGCAGCUCAGGCUGACAGAACGCGACCGUGAUGCUGUGGACUAG
This is a messenger RNA of Alternaria postmessia, 2241 nucleotides long. RefSeq lists its product as uncharacterized. Bases 1 to 2241 code for a protein of 746 amino acids. The transcript is spliced from 2 exons. Gene Ontology annotation, cellular component: mitochondrial inner membrane. Gene Ontology annotation, molecular function: ATP hydrolysis activity; ATP binding. The record is from RefSeq and is a predicted model, not a curated record. Gene Ontology annotation, biological process: protein insertion into mitochondrial inner membrane from matrix; mitochondrial respiratory chain complex III assembly. NCBI's taxonomy places the organism in Eukaryota, Fungi, Ascomycota, Dothideomycetes, Pleosporales, Pleosporaceae.